This is a messenger RNA of Colletotrichum graminicola M1.001, 2613 nucleotides long. RefSeq names its product glutamine synthetase. The record is from RefSeq and is a predicted model, not a curated record. Lineage: Eukaryota; Fungi; Ascomycota; Sordariomycetes; Glomerellales; Glomerellaceae. The coding region runs from base 1 to 2613 and encodes 870 amino acids. The transcript has 2 exons. Gene Ontology annotation, molecular function: glutamine synthetase activity; hydrolase activity.
AUGGAUCCCGCGAAGCUCACUGGCCAGGCUCUUCUCAGCCACACUAUCCAGACGACACCCAUUAUCGACAACCAUGCUCAUCCACUGCUGGACCUCGACGCCAUUGGGCGCCAUCCACUUCUUUCCAUCACUACUGAAGCUCAUGGAGAUGCGAUCCACGCCUCGUUGACCAGUCUGGCCCACUUGCGUGCUGUGAAGCAGCUUGCUAAAGUAUUGAGAUGCGAGCCCAGUUGGGAGGCCGUCGUCAAUGCCAUCGAGGCAAAGCGCAUUGAAGACUACGACUCCUGGGUCGCUGAGUGCCUGAAUGGCAUUCAGUCUGUCCUUGUAGAUGAUGGUCUAGACGGCGAGGAUGAGGUAUACCCCUACACGUACUUCAGUGACAUUACACCAAGCCCGGCAAAGAGAAUUGUCCGCAUCGAGAAGAUCGCUGCUGAAAUCAUCAACAACCACUUACCCAAGGAGGAAACAGCCGCAAGGAAUUCCAAAUAUGCCGGUGUCGUGUUUGAACAGGCACUUAAGGCGUUUGACCAGAGUAUUGCGGAAGCCAUCGCUGAUCCGGAAGUUGUUGGCUUCAAGUCCAUCAUCUGUUAUAGAACUGGCCUCGCGAUCCCCAGACGACCGGAUGCCGUUGCAGCCAGAAAGGCUUUCGAGACUAUCUACGGGAACUAUACACAAGGAACCGACAAGGCGUUCACGCGUGUCGAUCACCAAGGAUUGAACGAGUAUUUGGUUCACAGACUCGCAUGCCUUAUCAGGAACACCACCAGCGCCGGCAAGAAACCAAUUCAAUUCCACACUGGUCUGGGUGAUAAUGAUAUCACCCUCAAUUCUGCAUCGCCAUCUCAUCUCCAAGAGUUCAUUCGGCAAUAUCCUACUGUGCCUAUUGUCCUGCUCCAUGCCAGCUACCCUUUCAUGAGGGAAGCCGGGUACCUGGCUUGCGUCUACUCUAAUGUGUACACCGAUAUUGGAGAGAUAUUUCCUUUUCUGAGUCGAGACGGCCAGGAAACUGCUCUGAGGCAAGUCCUUGAGCUGUGCCCUUGGUCCAAAAUCCUUUGGAGCACAGAUGGGCAUUGGUUCCCAGAAACUUACCUGCUCGCCGUGCUGCAAGUAAAAGAAGUCUUGGAAAAGGUCCUGUGCGAAUAUGCUCGCAAAGGACACAUGACUUGGCGUGAGGGCACUCAACUUGUGAAAGACAUUCUUUUCAACAACUCGAAUCAUGUUUAUCACUUAGGGCUCGAAUUCGACUUUAACGAGUCAAACAUUAACCCGAGGAGACUGUCCGGGAGAAGUGACCUCGACAUCCUCGAAGCCUUUUUGGAUGGAAAGAAGCCGCCACAGUACCUUCGCAUUUACUGGAACGACAUGACCGCCACGUUGCGAGUCCGUGCUGUGCCGAUGCGGAAGGUUCUUUCUGUCUUCAAUGAAGUCGGAGACUUUUCGCUUAGCAUCACCAAGGCGAGUCUUGGUCUCCUGCAAAACGACCAUGUUGUUUCAGGGGCAUCCGGCACAGGAGAAUACAGACUUCAUCCCGACUUUACCUCUCUGCAAGAAGGGCCGAGAGAUGGCCAUAUUAGCGUCUUUGGCGACUUUAGAGAGCAAGACGGAUCAUCGGUUCCUCUUUGUCCACGAUCUCUGCUUCAGCGAGUGGUUGAGAUUGCUGCUCGACACGGGUUGACAUUCCACCUCGGAUUCGAAAUCGAGCUUGUUCUUCUCGAGCGCACUGGUAGCGCCUUUGACAAGUACAGAACUCUUACCAAUGACGGGCAUGCUUGGUCCACUUCCCGCAUGAUGGUCAAUCCGGUCUUCAUCAAGGUCAUUGAGAGAGCCGUCGCUGAGUUAGAUGCGAGAGGCAUCUACAUCGAGCAGAUACACCCCGAAAGCGCAGCUGGUCAGUUUGAAGUCAUUCUUCCACACGCCCCACCGUUGGAAGCGGUAGAUACGCUUCUGUACGUCCGCGAGGUCAUAUCCAGUAUCGCUACUGCCGAAGGCUACAGAAUGACCCUCCACCCGAAGCCGUUCCCGACGUCCUGUGGCACAGCAGCUCAUAUGCACAUGUCAAUUACCUCGGCCGGCGGUUCUAAGCCUGAGACGUACAAUCCCUUCUAUGCUGGCAUCUUGAAACACCUUCGAGCCAUCGCCGCCCUCACCUACAGUAAUCCUGUCAGUUAUGAGAGAGUUCAAGAUGGGGCAUGGGCCGGUGGUCGGUGGGUCACUUGGGGCACUCAGAACAGGGAGACACCCCUACGCAAGAUCGAGGACAGCCAUUGGGAGAUCAAGUGCAUGGAUGGAAUUGCUAAUCCAUACCUGGCGAUAGCUGCCCUUCUUGGCGCGGGGACUCACGGAUUUGGACAGGGAGAGAAGCUGACCUGGGGCGACUGUGAAGUUGACCCUGCAUCCCUGACGCCCAACGACCGGAAGGAGUUGGGCGUGGAGCAAAUGCUCCCGUCAGGACUGCCCGAGGCUCUCAAAGCCCUACGGGCGGACGAAGUCAUGAACGAAGUGCUAGGCGAAGAUUUGAUCGAAAGGUAUGUGACAGUCAAGGAAGAGGAAAUGAAGAAUUUGGAUGCCAUGAGCAGCGACGAUAGACGGCAAUGGAUAAUGGAACGAUACUAA